CUGGUGCCGGUCAGACAUGGCCGCAGCUGCAGGACCUGCAUCAUGCACCAGGCGAUCGUGGGGUCUGCGCGGUCGGCAAACGUAGGUUUUUGCUUCGAUAGGUGGCCUCUUGGCCGCUCUGCCGUAGAAACAUCUGGCAUCCUCCGAGUACUCGUCCAGACCACCGCGUGCACGUGUGAGACUCCAGCGCCAUCCUCCACCAAACGAGGCGCAACGUGUCCUGAAUCGCAUCCCCACCAUCAUCGUCACCACCGCAGACCCAUCGGCGCUAGCCAUGGAGAACGCGUUCGUGCGCUCGCCGCAAGAUGUGCUCAAGCACUUCAAUGUCACUGAGCAAUCGGGCUACUCAUCGAGCGCUGUUGAAGGUGCGAGGAAGAAGUAUGGAAAGAAUGCCAUACCAGAAGACCCUCCCACGCCGAUAUGGGAACUCAUCCUCGAGCAGUUCAAGGACCAGCUAGUCAUCAUCCUGUUGGGCUCCGCCGCCGUAUCGUUCGUUCUCGCACUUUUCGAGGAGGAAGAGGGAUGGACUGCAUUCGUAGAUCCGGCAGUCAUCCUCACCAUCCUGAUAUUGAACGCAGUCGUCGGAGUUAGUCAAGAGAGCUCGGCAGAAAAGGCGAUUGCAGCAUUGCAGGAGUACACCGCGAACACGGCCAAGGUUAUUCGUGAUGGCAAGAUUCAGACAGUCAAGGCAGAGGAUUUGGUCCCAGGUGAUAUUGUGGAUGUUGCUGUUGGAAACCAAGUCCCAGCGGAUUGCAGGCUCCUCAGCAUCAACAGCAAUUCGUUCCGCGUGGAUCAGAGUAUCUUGACUGGAGAGAGCGAGAGUGUGGGCAAGGAUGUUGCGGCGAUCAAGGAUACACAAGCUGUCAAGCAGGAUCAGAUCAACAUGCUGUUCUCGGGAACUACGGUCGUGACAGGUCAUGCUCAUGCCAUUGUCGUCCUCACUGGAACGAGUACCGCGAUGGGAAACAUCCACGAGAGCAUCACUUCGCAGAUCUCCCAACCUACACCUCUCAAGGAGAAGCUCAACGACUUCGGCGACACCCUGGCAAAGGUCAUUUCUGGCAUCUGUAUCCUGGUUUGGUUGAUCAACAUUCGUCACUUCAACGACGAUUCUUUCGGCGGAUCCUGGACCAAGGGAGCCAUUUACUACCUCAAGAUUGCCGUGUCGCUCGGUGUUGCUGCCAUUCCGGAGGGCCUUGCCGUCGUCAUCACCACCUGUCUUGCAUUGGGAACACGGACAAUGGCUAAGAAGAAUGCGAUCGUGCGCAGCCUGCCAUCUGUGGAGACUCUCGGCAGCUGCAGUGUUAUUUGCUCGGACAAGACCGGUACUUUAACAACGAACCAAAUGAGCGUAAACAGAAUCGUGUACAUCAAUGAAGGACAAUCUGGACUGGAAGAGCUCGACGUUGAAGGAAGUAGCUUUGCUCCAGAAGGCGUUGUCAAGCGAGGCGAGAAGGUCAUUGAAGCACCAGCUGCCACAUCGAAGACCAUCGCACAGAUCACCGAGUGUGCCUCCAUUUGCAACGAUGCAGAACUGGCCUAUGACAGCAAGACUGGCAACUACGUAAAUGUUGGCGAGCCCACCGAAGGCGCACUGAGAACUUUGGUCGAGAAGGUCGGAACUCCUGAAGCAUCGCACAACUCCCAAAAGAGAAGCCUGCAGCCUGAGCAGAAGACCAACUUUGCGAGCAAGUAUUACGCCACGCACUCGCAGAAGCUGAGGACAUACGAAUUCUCUCGAGACCGCAAGAGCAUGUCCGUUCUUGUCAAUGGCGGCAGCGUGCGACGUCUGCUUGUGAAAGGCGCACCAGAAUCCAUCAUCGAGCGCUGCACACAGACAAUAGUCGGAGCCGAUGGCAAGCAGGUUCAGCUCAGUGCUAAGCACGCGUCAUUGCUACAGAAGGAAGUCCUGGAUCUCGCCAACAAAGGUCUCCGUGUCAUCGCCUUCGCCAGUGUCAACAACAUCUCCAACCCACUCACUGAGACUGCCAAGACACCGAAGGACUACGCGCAGCUCGAACAAGGCAUGACCUUCCUUGGUCUUGUCGGUAUGUUGGAUCCACCACGACCGGAGGUGGCAGACAGCAUUGCCAAGUGUCGAUCCGCAGGCAUUCGUGUCGUCGUCAUUACAGGUGACAACCAGAACACUGCCGAGACGAUUUGCAGACAAAUUGGCGUAUUUGGCCCUACCGAGGAUCUCACUGGCAAGAGCUUUACCGGGCGUCAAUUCGAUCAACUCAGCGAUGCCGAUCAACUCAAGGCUGCUCGAAACGCUUCUCUCUUCUCCCGUGUUGAGCCUGGACACAAGUCUAAGCUUGUCGAUCUUCUGCAGUCUGACAACCAGGUCGUCGCCAUGACUGGUGACGGUGUCAAUGAUGCGCCUGCCUUGAAGAAGAGUGACAUUGGUGUCGCUAUGGGAUCUGGUACCGACGUCGCCAAGCUCGCCGCCGACAUGGUCCUUGCCGAUGACAACUUUGCAACUAUCGAGGUGGCUGUCGAGGAGGGCCGCAGCAUCUACAACAACACCCAGCAAUUCAUCCGAUACCUGAUAUCAUCGAACAUUGGUGAGGUCGUGUCGAUUUUCCUGACAGCAGCACUUGGCAUGCCCGAGGCACUUAUCCCAGUACAACUUCUUUGGGUCAACUUGGUCACUGAUGGACUUCCCGCUACGGCACUCAGCUUCAACCCGAAGGACCAUGAUGUGAUGAAGCGACCUCCACGAAAGCGAGACGAGGCUCUUGUUGGCGGCUGGCUCUUCUUCCGGUACAUGGUCAUUGGAACUUACGUCGGUCUGGCCACUGUUGGAGGUUACGCGUGGUGGUUCAUGUUCUUCGAGGGAGGGCCUCAAAUCUCCUUCUACCAACUGACCCACUUCCACCGCUGCUCCAGCGCCUUCCCCCAGAUCGGCUGCAGCAUGUUCUCAGAUUCCUCCGCCAAGACAGCUUCGACCAUUUCCCUUUCGAUCCUCGUCGUCAUCGAGAUGCUCAACGCCAUGAAUGCUUUGUCUUCCUCGGAAUCUCUCCUCACACUUCCUGUAUGGAAGAACAUGAUCCUCAUCUACGCCAUCACGCUCUCCAUGGUCCUCCACUUUGCGCUCUUAUACACUCCCAUCCUACAAGGCAUCUUCGGCAUCGUGCCGCUUGGAUGGCCCGAGUGGAAGAUUGUAUUGGCGUGGAGUGCGCCGAUCAUCAUCAUUGAUGAGGUGUUGAAGGCGCUUGAGAGGGCCUUCUUCAUGGAGAAGGCGGAUGCGCCGAACCGGAUUGCGCGGAGCAAGAAAGUGGAUUAGAGCUUCGUGUGUGAUAUCGAAGAGAGAUUUUCUGGAUCAUAGGAACCGAUCCUUUUAGAAAUUUUCAUAGAAUAGAGACUUGUAGAGAAAUUAGCAGAGCUCUCGCUUGGAAAGUCGU
Messenger RNA from Cercospora beticola, 3404 nucleotides. Its product is annotated as calcium-transporting ATPase. Gene Ontology annotation, cellular component: membrane. NCBI's taxonomy places the organism in Eukaryota, Fungi, Ascomycota, Dothideomycetes, Mycosphaerellales, Mycosphaerellaceae. Gene Ontology annotation, molecular function: ATP hydrolysis activity; ATP binding; P-type calcium transporter activity. The record is from RefSeq and is a predicted model, not a curated record. Gene Ontology annotation, biological process: calcium ion transmembrane transport; intracellular calcium ion homeostasis.